CGGCGGCAGCGGGCAGCACUCGCCGCUGGAGCCGCCGCUGCAGCCGGGCUGUCCCGCGCCCUCCGGAGGGCUCGUUGCCGCCUGCCUCGCCGCCGGGGUGCGGGAAAGCGGAGCGUGGAGGCUGCGGGAGCCGGGCGGGGAAGAUGCCCCUGGCGCAGCUGGCGGACCCUUGGCAGAAGAUGGCUGUGGAGAGCACAGCCGAGAGCAGCACCGAGAAUGGACAGCAAAUUGUGGAUGAACCUAUGGGAGAAGAGGAUAUCAACCCACAGAAUGAAGAAGGAAAUAUCAAAGAAAUUGCAAUAACUCACCAUGUAAAGGAAGGACAUGAAAAAGCAGACCCUUCACAAUUUGAACUUUUGAAAGUACUAGGACAAGGAUCCUUUGGAAAGGUUUUUCUUGUCAAAAAAAUCUCAGGAUCAGAUGCUAGACAGCUUUAUGCAAUGAAGGUAUUGAAAAAGGCCACCUUGAAAGUUCGAGAUCGGGUUCGGACAAAGAUGGAACGUGAUAUCCUAGUAGAAGUUAACCAUCCUUUCAUUGUCAAGUUACAUUAUGCUUUUCAAACAGAAGGGAAGCUGUAUCUUAUUUUGGAUUUUCUCAGGGGAGGAGACUUGUUUACACGUUUAUCCAAAGAGGUGAUGUUCACAGAAGAUGAUGUUAAAUUUUACCUGGCAGAAUUAGCACUUGCUUUAGACCAUCUUCAUAGUCUUGGAAUAAUAUACCGUGACCUAAAACCAGAAAACAUCUUGCUUGAUGAGGAAGGACAUAUCAAGUUAACAGAUUUUGGCUUAAGUAAGGAGUCAAUUGAUCAUGAAAAAAAAGCCUACUCUUUCUGUGGAACAGUGGAAUACAUGGCACCAGAAGUGGUUAAUAGACGAGGCCACACACAGAGUGCAGACUGGUGGUCAUUUGGUGUUCUAAUGUUUGAAAUGCUCACUGGUACUCUACCUUUCCAAGGGAAAGACAGAAAAGAAACCAUGACUAUGAUUCUCAAGGCCAAACUUGGAAUGCCCCAGUUCUUGAGUCCUGAAGCACAGAGUCUUCUACGAAUGCUCUUCAAAAGAAAUCCAGCAAACAGAUUAGGAGCAGGUCCAGAUGGAGUUGAAGAAAUUAAGAGGCAUGCAUUCUUUUCUAAAAUAGAUUGGAAUAAAUUGUACAGAAGAGAAAUACACCCUCCUUUUAAACCUGCAACUGGUAGACCUGAAGAUACAUUUUAUUUUGACCCUGAAUUUACAGCAAAAACUCCAAAAGAUUCACCUGGUAUCCCACCUAGUGCUAAUGCACAUCAACUUUUUCGGGGAUUUAGUUUCGUAGCUAUUGCAUCAGAUGAUGAAAGCCAAGCAAUGCAGACAGUUGGAGUACAUUCAAUUGUCCAGCAGUUGCACAGGAACAGCAUUCAGUUCACUGAUGGAUAUGAAGUAAAGGAAGAUAUAGGAGUUGGAUCUUACUCUAUCUGCAAGAGAUGUAUUCAUAAAGCUUCAAACAUGGAAUAUGCUGUAAAGAUCAUUGACAAGAGUAAAAGAGAUCCAACAGAGGAGAUAGAAAUCCUACUGCGCUAUGGACAGCAUCCAAAUAUUAUUACCUUAAAAGAUGUGUAUGAUGAUGGAAAAUAUGUUUAUGUAGUAACAGAACUUAUGAAAGGAGGAGAACUGCUGGAUAAAAUUCUUAGACAAAAAUUUUUCUCAGAACGAGAAGCUAGUGCUGUUCUGUUCACAAUAACAAAAACAGUUGAAUAUCUCCAUGCGCAAGGGGUUGUCCAUAGAGACCUGAAGCCUAGCAAUAUUCUGUAUGUUGAUGAAUCUGGUAAUCCAGAGUCAAUUCGAAUUUGUGAUUUUGGUUUUGCAAAACAACUACGAGCAGAAAAUGGUCUUCUGAUGACUCCAUGUUACACGGCAAAUUUUGUUGCACCAGAGGUUUUAAAGAGGCAAGGUUAUGAUGCUGCAUGUGACAUAUGGAGCCUUGGUGUUCUACUUUAUACCAUGCUUACUGGCUACACUCCUUUUGCAAAUGGUCCUGAUGAUACCCCGGAGGAGAUUUUGGCCCGAAUAGGUAGUGGAAAGUUCUCUCUCAGCGGAGGUUAUUGGAAUACUGUUUCAGAAACAGCUAAGGAUCUUGUUUCAAAAAUGCUUCAUGUUGACCCACAUCAAAGAUUAACUGCAGCCCAAGUUCUUAGUCACCCCUGGAUAGUUCACUGUGACCAGUUGCCUCAAUACCAGCUGAACAGGCAGGAUGCUCCGCAUUUAGUGAAGGGUGCAAUGGCAGCAACUUACUCUGCUUUGAACCGUAAUCAGUCACCAGUUUUGGAGCCAGUCGGCCGUUCCACUCUUGCUCAGAGGAGAGGUAUAAAAAAAAUUACCUCAACAGCCCUGUGAAGUGACCUCAACCAGAUGUUUGGUACCACGGCAUAAGAUGAUAGCACAAAUCAUGGCGACAGGUAGCACAUAUCUGACAGAUACCUGCAAGCACACUCUGUCCCAGCUGGUACCUAUAAUGCUGCUGCUCCUGCUGCUGCUGCUGCUUUCAUCUAUUCUCGCUUUAAACUGUUGAUGGCAAGUUACUGAUCUUACUGGAGCUUCAAAUGGAGUGACAGGUGGAAACACCAUGAAAACGAUCAUGUUCACGACUGAAUAAACCAGAAGAAUUAUGAAUGCCACCUCUGACAAAAAUACACUGAAUAAAGCACUCUGCACCAUAUAGCAUUAUUUUUAUAAGGAAUAUUUUUUGUCCCCUAAAAUAUUCUUUGUUACAGGUAGAGAUGGACAGUUUAUGUUAAGCACUUAGCUUAAACAAUCUGUUUAUAUUAGCACUAUAUACUUUGUGCCAUCCAACAUUUUGUAUGUUUUUGUAAACAGUUCACAAGCAGUACAUUUCCGUGCUGUUUUCUUUAAUGUAUACAUGCCUUGUUUUACUUAGAUAUUAUUAAUCAUUUUGACAAUUAAGUCUGAUUAAACAGUUCACCUGGAUUAAUCAGUGUUGUUGGACAGCUCUAAAAGAAGCCUGACUGUUAAACAGCUAUUGAAUGUAAUACUAUGAAUAUGUAUUUCUUCUUGCCUAUGUCUUUUCUACAUUUCCAUGUUUUUGACGCUGCAUGUCAUGUUAUGAAAAUCUGGAUACUGUUUAUAGUAUUCAGAAUUUAAGCAGUGGAUCUCCCACCAUACUAUAUAUAAACAGGUAAUAUAACCCAGAGAAAAGAUAACUUGCUCUGUAUCUAACUCUGUCUCUUGUUUCUCCACCCCUCCUUCUUAUUCUCUCCCGUCUAAUCUCUGGACUCAGGAAUCAUUGCUAAAUACUUUCUGAUAGAGGACAUUUCUAUAUUGUUUAUUCUUAUAAUCCAUUGUUAAUAUUUUAUCUCUUUUCUGUGACUUUUGUUUAAGCUGCAAAGGAUUUGUUCAGUAAAUGUUGGCAUUACAGAAGAAAGCAUUGAAGAUAAAGCAAAAUCUAAUGUCAGCUUUGCCUGCAAAAAGUAGGUUUAAGCUGCAUUCGUUGUGGUUGCAAAACGAUGGAUCUGAUGUUCUGUCAGAUAUUUUCUGAUACUUUUGACAUGCAAAGCAAAAUGAGACAAGAGUCAUCCAGAUCUGUCUGGGAUUAGAAAGUGUCGUUAUGAUACACCAUGAAAAUAGUAUAGUCCCAUUCAGGUAAAACAAAGCUGUUCAUAGUGAGUGUUCUCUCUCACUUUUUCCCAGAUGGAAGCAAGUUUGUAAUGAGGUUGAAAGACUCAUUUUAAAUACUAAUACAAACUUUUAAUACUCCUGGCCUCUUGGUGUCUUAAGUCAUUAAAGGCAGAUUUUGAUGGCUAGUCUUGAAAGAUCAGUUGCCCACAUGAGAAGGUGCACUGGAAUGCAUUUGAAUACAAUGAGUACCCCACGCCACCAAAACAGUAUGCCUCAUCAACUCAUUCCAGAUAUGAAAAUGGCUCCUGGGAAUUCCAGCUUUAGUAAAUAUGGAUCUGGGUGAACAGCUUCAUGUGAGUAAUACAAUUUAGAAACUAAAAGGUGCAAUUUUGUGUUUUGCAUAAGAAGGUAUUUUCUUGAUUUAGUUGUAUUAAAUGUAUUUUAUGGUGAUUAGUUUGCUAGUUUCCCUGAAAUCAUCAGAGGUUUGUCCAAAGGGAGAAUCAUCUUUAUGACACCACAGAUUUGCUCUAAAUGAAUGUAAGAGUGUUCCUUCUGCCACGAGUUUUUCUGAGUUCUUCAGAGAAGCUUCCUUUGUUAGACUUGUAAAGGAUCCCACCUUUAUUGCCCUUAAAAAUGUUAAUAUUUAAUCCAUCAUAGAAUUGUUAAGGAAUCAGUUUAAUGAACAAGGAUUCUUGAAUUACCAUAGAUGUCAGAAAUGUGAACUCUCUGCUCUUCCAAACAGUUAGCAUUCUUCCCUUACUUUUGCUCUAGCAUUGAAGUUCCAUUUUAGCUGUACAGAUCCAUCUACCCUUCCUUCAAGAAGCAUUUUUCUCUGAUUUUUCGUUGUCAGUGUUUGCAGUCCCAGAAGAACAGUGGCUUUUAAAUAUGUCAAUCUGAAGACUUUCAGAUCUAGUCAAUAAACAAGACUGAAAUAAAGGGGAUGGCAGUGCAUGGUAGCGUGUCAAUGAUAGCAUUUGAGUUCAGGAAGGAAUUCCUCAUGUGUUCUCUGUGUAUAUAUAUUAAGUACCUGGCCAAGAACGGGCCUAAAGCAGGAAGUUUUAAGCUGCUUCACUACUGGCAAUAUCCAAAUUAAAAUAAUAUAAAAAUACAUUAGCCAUAUUUUGUGGCCCUCAGGCUUGCUGGUCAUUAGCCAAAUAGUGAAGCAAAGUUAUUUACAUUCUCAACUAGGCUGUUAAUUUAAUCUAGACCUCACAGAUCUUACUACCAUGUAUUUAGCAGGAUAGGGUGAACAUUUUAAAUGCUAAUAAAACAAGGCAGUUUAGCACAUGCUAACUCAAAUAUUUGUGUUGAAGUCUAGUUCCACUAUAUUUUUAAGCUGCUUUCUAAACCAAGGUAUAAAGGGCCUAUCUAUGCAGGCAGUAUAUUUUACAGGCUAGACUUCCAUGGUUUUAUGUAUUUUGCCUCCUGCUUUGGGUCCAUGCUUGCAACUUUCACAUUUUUACGUUUCUGUAGCUGCAGUUGUUAGGAGCUGUAAGGAAAUCCACGUAAUGCUUCUUCAGAUCCCAGCACUCUUCUAUUAGAAUGUACCUAUGACACACGAUGUAAAUGAAUUGCUGGACUGCUUCUUGGUCUUCAAAGCAUAGCAAGAGCCUCUAGGAUAAAGAGUCAUAGAGGAUAAAAAAGGAGAACUGCAGGUACAGGUUAAUUUUCUAUAUGUAGGCCAUGGUGUUUAUAGUGUGAAAUUAUCACUUCCUGUGCUUGAGAGCAUGAGAGAACACAGGGAAGAGUAUAGCUAUGAUCAUUACAUGCCAUCUAUACCAGUAAGGGCAAAGUUCUUUAUUCGUACUCACUAUAGCAUUGAAACUUACUAGGAGUUUUUCAAGAGAAUAUUUAAAACUUUUUUCUAAAGAGACAAGGGCGUAAGAAAAUAGAUUUACAUGUCUGGGAUUUCCUUGUGUGUGUUUUGCUUUUGUAAAUGUGGUGAACCAACUAAAGCUGUGCUUUUCUAUUAUUGGAAGGAAAGGAUUCAAAGUAUGCUGGUCCUUAGUAAGCAGCAAAGGAUAAUAGAUGGAUUUUCACUUCUGCAAAUGAUGUAAAUUAUUAGCUUUAUCUUGAUACUCUUGACCUAAUCAAAGGGAAGGUGUACUUAUAAGGGAUGUAAUUAUUUUGCAACCUAGUUGGGGGGGGGGGAAGUCUACUUAAAACAUUUUUAAAAAAUGACAAAAUCACAGAUAAAAUAUUUUUCUACGGUUCUAUACAAUCAUACUUUAUACUAGUUUUCUCAGCAUGGCAUGUGUCUAAGGUACUGUUCCAGGAAAUCAGUGGUAUCGUACCUUGUUCUAGACCAUUACAAGAGCAUCUGUUAGAUGCUUGGCACCGCUGUGAUAGAACUGAAAUGCUAGUUUAAAAAAAAAAUGUACUGAAUACUUUAAAUGAUUGUUUUAUUCAAGAGUCUGAUCUAGGAAAUGUUCCAAUCAUGCUAUUAAUGUGUAAUUAGAACUGUUCCAGAUGUAACUAUGAACAGUUCUGGAAAGGUAUCAUUGCUUGUACUCCUGUCUAAUGGCAGGUUUUGUAGUCUUCAAAAGAAAUUGAAAUUUCUACUAUGAAUAAACUUUCAAACAUCUUAAA
Apus apus (common swift) is the source of this 6197-nucleotide messenger RNA. It is a transcript of the gene RPS6KA3, whose product is annotated as ribosomal protein S6 kinase A3. The coding region runs from base 144 to 2369 and encodes 741 amino acids. The record is from RefSeq and is a predicted model, not a curated record. NCBI's taxonomy places the organism in Eukaryota, Metazoa, Chordata, Aves, Apodiformes, Apodidae. The transcript is spliced from 22 exons. Gene Ontology annotation, biological process: intracellular signal transduction; protein phosphorylation. Gene Ontology annotation, molecular function: ATP binding; magnesium ion binding; ribosomal protein S6 kinase activity.